Molecule: messenger RNA, 1197 nt
Organism: Aureobasidium pullulans EXF-150
Lineage: Eukaryota; Fungi; Ascomycota; Dothideomycetes; Dothideales; Saccotheciaceae
Exons: 3
Coding region: 1-1197 (398 amino acids)
Source: RefSeq, a predicted model, not a curated record
AUGGAUUGGCACGACAAAUCCAUCCCUCUGUUCGUUGUCACGAUUGCCAUGAUCGUAUUACCACUUGUUGUCGUUCCUCUACGAUGCUAUGUUCGUAUUACACGGCGGUCUUUCAAGAUCGAUGACUGGCUCAUCAUCGUGGCUUUGCUAUUCCAUCUCGGAGCUUGUGCAACCACACUCUGGGGAUUCAUGUAUGGCCUUGCCAUGCCUGAUAAGGUUCUUACCGAAGAGAACAGAAUGAAAGGUGUUCAGACAUUUGCCAUGUACAAGCCGAUAUACACAAUCGCUACGGGCUUGAUCAAAUGCAGUAUCUGUUACACAUUUCUUCGCCUCUCGACUGCCCCGAAAGUUAGACGCUCCCUACACUGGAUCAUUAUCAUUGUCAGCAUCUCUUCGCUCGUCAUGUUUGUCGGAUCAUUCGUGUACUGUGUACCAUAUGCUGCCAUCUGGACUCAUUGGCAACAUCCUCACACUCCUGGAUACUGCUUGCCUGGAGCGGUUGUCUUGACUGUUGGAUACGCUUUUGCCUGUAUUACCAUCAUUACGGACUUUGCUUGCGCCAUCAUUCCUGGAGUCAUCCUAUGGCAAACAGUGAUGAGCACGAGAAACAUGUGCUUAGCAUGGGCAACGUUGGGGCUGGGUGUUUUGGCUGCCGCAAUGACGAUUUGUCGUUUGCCCUACAUUGCCUACUGGACACACGACCACAACCAAUCAUAUGGCCUGGGGAGAAUCCUCCUUUUCGAAUUGCUCGAAUGUGGCCUUGGCAUCUUUGCCUCCUGCGCUCCUGCUCUCAAACCCUGGCUCUCCGCAUCCAUCACCUCUUUCACCUCUCUCCUCCACCGCCUCACCCGAUGGACAACUCUCGGCUCCUCAAUAUCAUCUUCCUGCUCUCGUCAAAACCAGGAUCUUGAGAAAGGACCUCCUGUGCCAAUAACAACAACUACUUCCUCUUCUCGUCCUGACUCUACAUCCUCAGCACCCCCUGUACCUCGUAUGGAUCUCGUAAUUCCAGACAUCGAGGAUACAGUCAUGGAUAGCGUCAUGGAUGCACAGGACAACAAAGCUUGGGAUGACUACGAACACGAACGCUCAGGAAGCGGAAGAAGUAAUGUACCCGUCAUCAUCGUCUCGAGAGUCAGACCGGAAAGUGGUGAUUACACCAACACAUGGAAUGUCUCGAGAGCUGAAGAUGAUUAG